Molecule: messenger RNA, 660 nt
Organism: Penicillium robsamsonii
Lineage: Eukaryota; Fungi; Ascomycota; Eurotiomycetes; Eurotiales; Aspergillaceae
Product: macro domain-containing protein
Exons: 2
Coding region: 1-660 (219 amino acids)
Source: RefSeq, a predicted model, not a curated record
AUGUCUUCCAUUCUAUCCCUGGCUGAUAUCCCCACCGUGUCGCUUCUGUACCGCGCGAAGCAUCUCCUUCCUGUGUCCUCAAAAUUUACCCCAUCCCAGUCUCUCAAUAGCACCAUCUCCAUCAUCCGCAAUGACAUCACCAAGCUCCGAGUGGACUGCAUUGUGAACGCUGCUAACGAGUCUCUCCUCGGAGGUGGCGGCGUGGAUGGUGCAAUCCAUCGAGCCGCAGGUCCCAAGCUCGUUGAAGAAUGCUACCAUCUUGAGGGAUGUGAGACUGGCGAUGCAAAGAUCACCUCCGCCUACGAACUACCUUGUAAGCGUGUGAUUCACACAGUCGGCCCAAUCUACAGACAGGAAGAAUAUGCCGUCACGCUUCUUCGAUCCUGCUACCGACGCAGCCUGGAAUUGGCAGUCGAAAACGACAUGAAGAGCAUCGCCUUUGCCGCUAUUAGCACCGGAGUCUACGGCUAUCCCAGUCGAAAAGCCGCUGAAGAUGCUAUCAAAGAAGUGCGAGAUUUUCUCGUCGGGCCUGGUAUUGGAAAGCUGGAGCGUGUCAUUUUCUGCAACUUUGAGCAGAAGGAUGUGACCGCUUAUGAGGAAUUCAUUCCGCAGUAUUUUCCUCCUACGCAGGAGGACUUGGCUGAGAGCAGCGACGCUUGA